CUGACGCGAAGCCCGGGCCACCGCCCGCCCGCCGCCGCCGCCGCCACCGCCGCCACCGCCGCCACCGCCAGGGGCAGGACCUUGGCCCAGUUGCAGACUUGGAGAGGAGAUAUAGUGGACGGUUUGGAGGGGCGCCGAUCAGUUGUUUGGUGACCCGAACAGGUGAACAGCGCCACACUGACCCACGUGACAAUUGAGUGAGCGCGCCACAUAUUAUCAAAAUGCGGGCCCUGAUCGUCCUGGGCCUGGCCGUGGCGGCGGUGUCGGCCAGCUCCGACCCCGUCUCCGACUCCAAACACGACUCCGACUCCGACUCGGUGGUGGUCGAUGGCCGGAACCUGAGGACCAGCAUCCAGGCGGACGACGCUGGCUCCGCGCGGCACUAUCCCGGCGGCGUGUACCCGGGCGGAGUGUACCCGGGAGGAGUGUACCCGGGCGGAGUGUACCCAGGCGGAGUGUACCCCGGUGGAGGCUAUCCCGGAGGCAUCUACCCGGGCUACAAUCGUCCCUCCAACUGCAAGAACUGGUGCCGUCGCCAGCCGGGCUACCUCGGCGGAGUGUAUCCUGGCUACGGCCGUCAGCGCAUCCAGUACUACUGCUGCGACCACUCGGGACCGGUUAUCGUACCGCGGCCGUACCCCGUGCCGUACCCGGGGCCGUACCCUCAGCCGUACCCGGGACCGUACCCGCCGGGACCGUACCCGGGAGUCUACAGCGGCUCGAGCGGCACGGUCAACCCACCGGCGCCGCCCAGCACUGGCUACACUGGAAACAGCGGAUACACCGGAAACAACGGAUACACUGGCGGAUACAACGGAAACAACGGAUUCACCAAUAACCGCUACACGACCUCUGGAACCAACAACUACGGAAACCGCUACACGGCUAACAACGGCUACAACACACUGGCCACAUACCGUGGCAACAGAGUGUGCCCCCCGCCGCGGCCCUACUGCGUGACGUCACGGAAUUUCGCCUCGCCUCCGACCGAGUGCGCCGGCGACCACGAGUGCUCGGCGGUGGACCGGUGCUGCUUCGACACCUGCCUGGAGCACCGUGUCUGCAAGACGGCCGACAUCGCCGCGCCCGUCGGCCCUGUGCCCUACUCCAACAGCGACCUGGUGCGACACGCCCACUCCGACAUUCUGGCCGACGAGGACGGUGAUGACGUCACUGAUGACGCCACCGCGGAGAGUUUUGACGUGCGCGCGUCGUCGCCGAGCGACGUGCAGGGUCGCAGCGGCAAGGUCACGUUCGUGGACGCUGAGUAGGUGCGACUGGGUGAGCCGCCGGGUGGGCUGGUGAGCUGGUGGUGUGAGUUUGGGUACUUGUGGUGAGAUAGAAUCGCGAGUUGUGUGUUCGUCUAGUCUGAACCAGUUGCGGGCGAGAGAAGAGUCGAUUAUGUGUCUAUGUGCCAUAAUGUGUGGCGAGGCCCUCAAUUUUUUCACGCAUUGCGUGGAAAAUGACUGAAAACAGUCGCAGCAUUGAUGUGAUAUCGUUCCAAUGGCAAUCGAAAUAAUGAGAAGGUAUUCUGUGAAAUGCUUUCACUGCAGGAAGUAAGACUUCAUAAAAGCUAUGCGCCGAAUGUUGGCACCAAGGACCAUUUCCUCGUCUGGUCUCUACACCAGUAAAUGUCAGUAGAAAGACUGCACACACUGACUUGUGGAACAAUUUGCCGAAGUCGGUUGGUUUGACAGAUCACGAACAUGCGAGUCUGGGUGCGUCUGAGUAACGUUCAUCGAAAAAUAUUGCUCUUCAGCACGUGUCAUUGAAUGAUUCAGGUAUUUAUUAUAAGUGAUGUGGCGAAUGGGUGGAUGAACUGCUGCCUUCACGGUUGAUAAUAAAAUACAAUAUGCAGAUACUCAUAACAAUUGUGUAUAAAAUAGCUACCUAUUGAACUAGUGCGCUGCCAAAAGCUCUAUGGCAGUCGCCUCGUCGAUUUAUGCGUUAUCAAUGAAUACACUGGAACAUAAA
Messenger RNA from Amphibalanus amphitrite, 1974 nucleotides. RefSeq lists its product as uncharacterized. The record is from RefSeq and is a predicted model, not a curated record. Lineage: Eukaryota; Metazoa; Arthropoda; Thecostraca; Balanomorpha; Balanidae. The transcript is spliced from 4 exons. Bases 222 to 1271 code for a protein of 349 amino acids.